Molecule: messenger RNA, 315 nt
Organism: Caenorhabditis remanei
Lineage: Eukaryota; Metazoa; Nematoda; Chromadorea; Rhabditida; Rhabditidae
Exons: 2
Coding region: 1-315 (104 amino acids)
Biological process (GO): cytoplasmic translation
Cellular component (GO): ribosome; cytosolic large ribosomal subunit
Molecular function (GO): structural constituent of ribosome
Source: RefSeq, a predicted model, not a curated record
AUGAGCGGACCAGGAAUCGAAGGAUUGGCCGUCGGUCUCAACAAGGGACAUGCUGCUACCCAGCUUCCAGUCAAGCAGCGUCAAAACAGACACAAGGGAGUCGCUUCCAAGAAAACCAAGAUCGUGCGCGAGCUUGUCCGCGAAAUCACCGGAUUUGCUCCAUAUGAGCGUCGUGUUCUUGAAAUGCUUCGUAUCUCCAAGGAUAAGCGUGCCCUCAAGUUCUUGAAGAGACGUAUCGGAACCCACCGUCGUGCUAAGGCCAAGAGAGAGGAGCUCCAAAACGUCAUCAUCGCUCAGCGCAAAGCUCACAAAUAA